CGGUCUUACUGCUGCUUCCGCGCAUGUCCUCUGGUCCUUGAACGCAUGCUGAUGAAAUAGUACGGCGUGCACCUCUGGAAGACAGCAGGGUUUACUCGUUCAAUUAGGCGGGUCGGACAUAGGGAUACAUCAAGAUGCCUGCGUUAAGUUGUAGAUUUUAUCAGCAUAAGUUUCCGGAGGUCGACGAUGUAGUGAUGGUAAACGUCAGGUCUAUUGCGGAGAUGGGUGCCUACGUCAGCCUCCUAGAAUACAACAACAUUGAGGGUAUGAUUCUUCUCAGUGAACUGUCAAGAAGACGUAUCCGAUCCAUCAACAAACUCAUCCGUAUUGGCAGGAAUGAGUGUGUAGUGGUCAUCAGAGUUGAUAAAGACAAAGGAUAUAUAGAUUUAUCUAAAAGAAGAGUUUCUCCAGAGGAAGCCCUUAAAUGUGAAGACAAGUUCACCAAAUCAAAAACUGUUUACAGUAUUCUGCGUCAUGUGGCAGAAGUGUUGGAGUACACAAAAGAUGAGCAACUUGAAAGUUUAUUUCAGAGAACAGCUUGGGUAUUUGAUGAGAAGUACAAAAGGCCAGGAUAUGGAGCCUAUGACGCUUUCAAACAAGCAGUCUCGGACACUUCUGUUCUGGAUGGAUUGGACUUGAUAGAAGAGGAGAGGCGUGUUCUCAUUGACAACAUUAAUAGGCGUCUCACACCACAAGCUGUAAAAAUUCGUGCAGAUAUUGAAGUUGCAUGUUAUGGCUAUGAAGGUAUCGACGCAGUGAAAUCUGCAUUAAGAGCAGGACUGAGUUGUUCUACCGAGAACAUGCCAAUUAAGAUAAAUCUUAUUGCUCCUCCACGGUACGUGAUGACCACCACCACACUGGAGAGGACAGAGGGGCUUUCUGUCUUGAACCAAGCCAUGUCUGUCAUCAAAGAGCGGAUCGAGGAGAAGAGAGGAGUAUUUAAUGUCCAGAUGGAGCCUAAGGUGGUCACUGACACAGACGAAACCGAACUUGCCAGACAGCUGGAGCGACUGGAAAAAGAGAACGCAGAAGUGGAUGGUGAUGAUGAUGAUGAUGAAAUGGAAGCCAAAGCUGAGGACUAAAACACCAUAUUAUUAACUUCUAAGAGAAAAAAAUAAAAUAAAAAAAGAAAUUAAGUGCAACACACCUACCGGCCACAAGUUACAUCAUUUCCUUCUUUAGGAAAAAAAUAAUAAAAAAUAUAUAUAUAUUGUUUUUAUUGGAAAACAUUGUUUGUAACAGGGCUCUUAAUUUCAAACAACACAUAUCUAUUUAAAAUGACCCACAUCGGUUUGUGAUAUAUAUAUAUAUAUUUUAACAAAUCAGGUGUUUUGUAUGGAUGUACAGAGCUUUUGAAAUCUCCAGAAAUGAAUAAGAUAAAUUCGACAGUGCUUUCGAUAAUCUCAGUUUAAUUGGGAAUGUACAACAGCCUAAAUCUCUUGUGCCCUGUACGCUACUUCAUAGGGCUAAACCAGUGCCAUUACUUGCGCCAAUGCAUUGUUUAAUUAUAUUUGUUACAGCAAACUUGUCUGAAGCCCAUAUAGGUAUCGUUUAUUAAUAAGACCAUUAACCUUCUCAAAGGCAGUCCAGGCUGACGACCCAUAGGCAGACUGAAUAAACUGGAUGUAUUUUUGAUGUAAACACUAGAUUAUCGCUCUCCAUCCUCUGGUUUAGGCCUAUGUCAAUAUACUUUUAUGACCAGCAUCCAUAUAUGCCAGUGUACUCGCUGCAUUGUGACAAUGCUUUAUCUGUUGCAGCUGCUUGAUUGCACAGAUAGUUGUGAUUGGUUGCCUAUACAAAAAAAAAACAAGAUUGAGUUAUAAGAGAUCCAAGCCUGGAAGAUUUGUAUGGCAAUUUUGAAAAAUUUUAAUAUUUAUGUACAAUCCUUUAAACAAAUAUUAACUAAUAAAAUCUGGGAUAUUUAA
Messenger RNA from Bombina bombina (fire-bellied toad), 1925 nucleotides. RefSeq names its product eukaryotic translation initiation factor 2 subunit alpha (gene EIF2S1). Gene Ontology annotation, cellular component: eukaryotic 48S preinitiation complex; eukaryotic translation initiation factor 2 complex; multi-eIF complex. Gene Ontology annotation, molecular function: RNA binding; translation initiation factor activity; ribosome binding. The record is from RefSeq and is a predicted model, not a curated record. Lineage: Eukaryota; Metazoa; Chordata; Amphibia; Anura; Bombinatoridae. The coding region runs from base 135 to 1082 and encodes 315 amino acids. The transcript is spliced from 8 exons.